Plasmodium vivax (malaria parasite P. vivax) is the source of this 2669-nucleotide messenger RNA. RefSeq names its product flavoprotein subunit of succinate dehydrogenase, putative. Gene Ontology annotation, biological process: mitochondrial electron transport, succinate to ubiquinone; tricarboxylic acid cycle. Gene Ontology annotation, molecular function: electron transfer activity; flavin adenine dinucleotide binding; succinate dehydrogenase (quinone) activity. The record is from RefSeq and is a predicted model, not a curated record. Bases 520 to 2421 code for a protein of 633 amino acids. Lineage: Eukaryota; Apicomplexa; Aconoidasida; Haemosporida; Plasmodiidae. The transcript has a single exon.
AAUUAAUAAAUCCCCUUCACGAAAAACCAAUUUUGCAUUUUAAAAAAAAAAAAAACAUGCCAGCCAAACUAUGUGUAGUACUCUCUGGAUGCGCUUCUCCCCAGCGUCAUACAUCUCAGCAGGUUUGUAGCCUACCGGAGGAAUUGCGCUUGCUCUCCCCCGUACCCCCGAAUUGAGCAGCCACCCACAGCACACAUGCGAAGUGCACACCCGCCACCGCUUUAAGGGUAAUUUCAAAACGGAAGAAGACUCUCCGCACGUUGGAUCUGCAAAGGGGGGAAACGCGCGCAGUGCACACCGCCCAUGUGGCCGAUCCGAGACAAGAAGCAUUGCCCCGGUGUGGUCGGCCUGGUUAGCUAAGUCAACCUGGUCAACGUAGUUAGCGUAAUUGGUUUAGCCAGCCAGGUCAACCUAGUCAUCCUGGUCAGUUAAGUCAACCUGGCCAACUCAUCCCCCUGCUGUGACCCCUCCUGAAAGCUUUCCUUCUUUUCGCGUGUCCUCGCCAGCCCCCCCAGAAGAAUGCUCACCGUUCGCCGCAAGUGCUCCCCCGCCUUUGCCCUUUCGACCCGCCUCAACUUUUCCAGCGUGAAAAAAAAAGCCUACGAUAUUGUGGACCACCACUACGAUGCGGUGAUAGUGGGCGCAGGAGGAGCGGGGCUCCGCUCUGGAUUGGAGUUAUCCAAAAAUAAUUACAAAGUGGCAUGCAUAAGUAAGUUAUUCCCAACAAGGUCACACACUGUGGCAGCACAAGGGGGUAUAAACGCCGCGUUAGGCAACAUGACUGAAGAUGACUGGAGGUGGCAUGCAUACGACACGAUCAAAGGGUCCGACUGGCUAGGGGACCAAAAUGCAAUUCAAUACAUGUGUCGAGAGGCACCUGAAUCCGUUUUGGAGCUAGAAGAAUUUGGGUUACCCUUUUCUAGAACAAAAUCAGGAAAAAUCUACCAAAGGGCAUUUGGAGGGCAAAGCUUAAAAUAUGGGAAGGGAGGACAAGCAUACAGAUGUGCAGCUGCCGCGGAUAGAACGGGACAUGCAAUGCUUCAUACAUUGUAUGGCCAAUCAUUAGCAUACAACUGCGUUUUCUUCGUUGAGUAUUUUGUUCUUGAUUUGUUAAUGGCUAGUCAGAACGAAUGCAUUGGGGUUAUUUGCUUAAAUAUAGCUGAUGGGAAGAUUCACAGAUUUUUUGCACCCCAUACGGUAAUUGCUACUGGGGGGUAUGGGAGAGCUUACUUGUCUUGCACGUCAGCACAUGCGUGCACAGGAGAUGGAAAUGCAAUCGUUUCGAGGAGCAAGCUACCCUUGCAGGAUCUUGAAUUUGUGCAAUUCCACCCCACAGGGAUAUAUCCAGCUGGAUGUUUAAUUACUGAAGGGUGUAGAGGGGAGGGAGGCAUACUGAGGAACAGGGAAGGAGAAGCAUUCAUGAUGAGGUACGCCCCGAAAGCGAAAGAUUUGGCUAGUCGAGAUGUAGUCAGUCGAGCCAUGACUAUAGAAAUAAAUGAAGGCAGAGGGUGUGGCCCUAAUGCAGAUCAUAUCUACCUAGAUUUGACACAUCUGCCGUACGAAACGUUAAAGGAAAGACUGCCAGGCAUAAUGGAGACAGCCAAAAUAUUUGCAGGAGUGAACGUCACCAAUCAGUAUAUUCCUGUGCUCCCAACGGUGCACUACAACAUGGGGGGCAUACCAACCAAUUAUAAAACGCAGGUGCUAACACAGAGGGUUAAUUCGUCCAAAGGGGUGAGCACGUUGGAAGGGGAAGACAUCAUUGUUAAAGGGCUAUACGCAGCAGGAGAAGCGGCUUCUGCAUCCGUCCAUGGGGCCAACCGAUUGGGAGCUAACUCCCUCCUAGAUAUUGUCGUCUUCGGAAAAAGGGCCUCCCUAACCAUCAUGGAAAUUGAUAAGCCAAAUAUCCCCCCCAUCAGUGCGCAGGCAGAUAUAGGCGACGAAACUAUACAGCGGCUAGACAAAAUAAGGUACAACAAAGGAACCAUUUCCACAGCACAAAUACGAAAGAAAAUGCAAGUGUGCAUGCAAAAACAUGCUGCUGUCUUUAGAAUUGGACCCCUCCUAGAAGAAGGCUACAAACAGAUACUCACCAUCUGCUCCCAGUUUAAUGAUGUCUACGUUAAGGACAAAACGCUGACUUGGAACACAGAUUUGAUCGAAACGCUGGAGCUGGAAAAUUUACUAACGUUGGCUUCUCAAACCAUUUUAGCCGCCAUAGAGCGAAAGGAGUCCAGGGGAGCGCAUGCAAGGGAUGACUUCCCCGAGCGAGACGAUAAGGCCUUUCUUAAACACUCCCUAACUUGGAUGACUGACCGGGACGUUGAGAAGGCGAAGUUUUUCACCACCUACAGGGGCGUCAUCACGAAGCCGCUGGAUGACGAGAUGGAGCACGUCCCCCCGGUCAAAAGGGUUUACUGACCGGGGUGCGUUGGAGCUGCGGCGUUGCAGAGUUGCUGCGCUGAUGCGAUGCUGUUUGGAUGCCUGCAUUGGGGGGUGCUUCCUUUUUUUUUCCCCUUUUUUUAUAUGUACUCUCCUCGAGCGAGGUGGCCAUAAAGCGUAGCCCCCCACCCAAAACCACUCCAUUUGUAACUAACCCCAAACUGCUGCAUUGAUUUUCCAAACAUUUCAAUUCGUCCUUUUUGGCCGCGUCCACACGGGUGGCCCAU